Pocillopora meandrina is the source of this 3967-nucleotide messenger RNA. The record is from the annotation of a GenBank genome assembly. Lineage: Eukaryota; Metazoa; Cnidaria; Anthozoa; Scleractinia; Pocilloporidae.
AGAUAAUCAAACAAAUUCAACAUGCAUGGUGUUCUCGGUUCGAAGUGGCCAAAGAUGACUAUAGCUUCAUUUAUGAAGAUGAAGGAGGGAACCGCGCUGAUCUACUGUUUGUACUGCGUAGGAUUUUUGGUAUGCUUCCUCAGACUUGUUGAAAUGAGUAUACAUCAAACAUUGAUCAAGAGACCAGAGAUUGUUUCCGUCUUUUGUCUAACAGGAUUUAUUUGCUGUAAGCUGCUUCCUACCUCUAUUGACUCACAGAGCCAGAGAGCUUGGGGCAUCACCGUCACUUGUCGGAGUUAUCGGUGAGUGGAUCUGCUAACAAGAACACUGCGAAACAUAAAUAAAAAAUUUGCUCUACCUGGAAACUCGCCAGUUCAUUGACUAAUUACACCUGUUUAUUCGAUGUUUUACUAUAUCCCAUAUCACGAAAACCUCAGGUGCUUUCCCUCGAUGGGAGGUUAACCUUGUUCAUUUUUUUGUAUAUUCAGAUAUGCUUUUGUUUUUGUUUCUAAUAAAAUGAGUAUUUCACAUCAUCGUUGUUCUUGUCUGACAAGUUGUCCAGAAAAAUAUCUCGUGCAAACAAAAGAACAAGUUGAACAUAGACAAAAGAUUCCUUUUCUUUCUAAGAUUUUUUGGUUAUGGUUACAGUAUUGAAAGUACAAACUGAAGGCUUAGAAUUGUGGAAAAAAUGUAUUUUAAAAAGCUGGUAAAGCUUCAGAUUUUUUAUAUUGACAAGUUUUUGUUUUAUGUUAUAUUAUGUCACAGGGUCCAUAUAUGGUGGCCUUCAAUUCUUUUCCAGUCCUGUCAUGGUAAGAGGUCUGGCUAUAUGCAUGCUAGUCGCACCACACUGUUUGAGAUUUCUUAACAUGAUAGUUGAUUUUGGAGAGGUCUAAAUGACCAGUAUGUGUAGAAAUCUAGAGAAUCUAAUUGUUUACAUAAUAUAUCUACUAGCCAUCAACACUAAGCAACAAGAAAGGCUCAUGUUUUCAUUUUAUUUUGUUUUUACAAUGUCACACUGGUGGGCUACUCACUUUAAUCACCAAUUAUUACAGAAUCCAUAGCAUGCAGCGUGAAGCCAUGAGAUUGCAGAAUGUUUUAUAUCAUCCCUGUGGGGGGCAGGGGGGGUGUAAUACGGUUAAGUUUUGCUGAGUAUGUGCCUCUAGCCUCUCAGAACCCCUAGCUAGUCUGGUUUAGUUUAUUCUGUGGCCAAUUAUAGACUCCAUCACAGUCACUUUUUAGCAAAUGUAAUUUUCAUGAUUUUUACUUAGUCACAUGGGAGUCUAUAAUCCUUAGAAUGUCUAUCAUAAGUAACAGUGACUGAUGUUUCAAACACAGCUGAAGUCAUCAUCACACUCUCCUGUGAAGAUGACUUCAGCUACAAGACCAGCUAAGGGAUGUAUAAAUAUAAAUUCCAACUUACAACUUCUCAGGACUACCCUUGACUGGAUGAUCAGAUUACAUAAUCAAAUGUUACCCCUGAGUUAAAACCUUUUGUGAUAGAUCACAAGUUGAUUUACACUAAUAUGGAAUAUAUCAAGGUGUGCCCCUAUUUUCUCAGUGUGUACAAGUUCAAAUAUCUAGAUUAAUUGUAAUUAAUACCAUGUGAUACAAAAUAAAAUGGUAAGCAAUGAUGAUUAAAACAGCAGACUUGAUUAUGAAUAACUUGAAUUAGCUCUGAAUUAUUUUGAAAUAUUUAUCUAUUUUUAGGGCAAACUGAGUGAUGUAUUUGGAAGAAAAAAUCUUCUUCUGAUUAGCCUCUUUGGUGCGGCUGUAGGUUAUAUUCUAACAGGAAUUCCAACAACAUUACUUUUUCUAGCACUCAGCAGAGUUCCAGUAGGUGAGAUGCUUUUUUUUUUCUGAAUAGUAAGUACCUGAAUGAGACCUCCUAUCUUGGUUACCGGUCACCUCGCCACCAAGCAGACUCGUCACCAGCGAACUCGCCACCAAGGAAUGAUCUCGCCACCAACGUACUCGCCACCAAGCAAAGUCUUCUCGCCACCAACCACCAAUAAAGAGAUAAACUAGAAUAAAGUAGUCGAGGAGAGUAGGAUGUUCGAACGAGCACAAUUCAAAUCGGCCGAUACGUUUGUGCGCUUGUCUGUAUUUAAAUUAUGACCUUCAGCGACGUGUUAGAUGUGUUCUGUUCCUAACUCAUUGACAUCGAAACGUAUCGUGUUUGUCUUUUGCACGUAAGCGAGGAGAAAUUGCAAAACUCGAUGCGAGGAAUAAAAACUUACUUGAGAGAAAAUGAAACUUCAUGGGAAGAAAUAAGUGAUGAAAUGAAACUCGAUAGCAGUUGUAUUAAAACUAAACUUAUCGGUUUCGAACGUGCUUUCGACAACAUACGUUUAUAAAGUUUGAGUACAGACAGGCGAACAAAUUUAUCGGUUUCGAACGUGCUUUCGACAACAUACGUUUAUAAAGUUUGAGUACAGACUUAUCAGCCGAACAUCCUACUGUCCUCGACUAAUCUCUUUAUUGAUGGUUGGUGGCGAAAAGACUUCGCUUGGUGGCGAGUACGUUGGCGGCGAGAUCGUUCCUUGGUGGCGAGUCUGCUUGGUGGCGAGGUGACUGGAUACCCCUAUCUUGUGUUUGUCAAUUUUCACCUAAGCGCAUGGAGCUCCUGCAGAGAAUAGUUGGUUAAAACCCUUUGAAUCCCAGAGGUGAUUAACAUGAAACUUCUCUUAACAAUAUCCUCACAUUAUCCAGCAAAUGGGUUAUGAGAACACUCAAACUUAUCAGGUAGAAGUUGCUAUCUUGAUCUAACACCAACUUUGUAUAACUAGUUUACAAGGAAAUGUAUAGCAGCUGGAGGGGAGAAUUAGCAUCACGAUCUUGGGAGACAAGGGUCAUAGUAUUUUAGUGUAUGGUAAUAUGUGCAUGAAUUGGGUCUUUCCUAUUUUGCUACCAAUUUAUUUUAAGAUGGAAAGUCAUGUAUUGUUUCUUUUCAGGGAUUUUCAAGCACAGUCAAAGUAUUGCAAAGACAUAUCUUUCAGAUGUUUCACCCUCUAUAGAUCACCCUAAAGUCUUUGGGAACUUCAAUGCAUUUUCUAGUCUUGGUUUUGUCAUUGGUCCAUUGAUCGGCGGCCAUUUGGCCAUGCAGUCAAAUGGUUUCUCCAGGGUGACCACUUUAACUGGAUUCAUUUUCUUGAUCAAUUUUUUCUUUGUGUGGUUUUUUGUGACACCAGUUGAACAAGUGAAGAAGCAGUCUUUUACAAGGAAAGAACAUGAUGCAUUCCUUGCUAAAGACAAUACAGCAAACAACACAAUAGAUAACCACACAGAGGAAGAACUGGAUAGAAAAGAACUGAGGGAUAGAAAAGCACUCAGUGAAAGAGCAGGCUCCUCCACAUCCCAUGGAACAAGUUUAUACAAAAUUUCUUCAAUAGGUUCCUCACUGGAUUUGAUAGUAAUUCGUUUCGUGAUGGGAUUUUCAAUGCUAGUCUUCCGCAGCAACUUCACAUCCAUGUUAGAGUUUCACUUUAACACCAGUCCAAAAACCAAUGGCUAUAUUAUGUCUUACAAUGGUCUAGUGGGUGGUUUUUCUGGAAUUCUAGUGGGAAAGAUAGCAAAAUUCUACAAUCACAAUGAUGCAAAGAUGCAACUUCAUUUCUCCCUACUUCUCAUGGCAUCACUUCUUGGCAUAACAUUCUCACCCAGCAUAUUGUUCAUCCCAGUCUUCAUUACACCACUGGCCAUCUCGAGUGCAGUUUGCCGUGUCUGCACGACUAAUCUCACUUUCCGUAGGGGCAGUGAGGAUGAGAAAGGGGUCAUGUUAGGGAUAGGGAACUCAUUACUGUCAUUUGCACGAAUGAUUUCUCCUGCUUUAGGUGGGUUUGUUCAGGAGGUAAGUGUGUACGGGCCUGGUAGCAUUGGUGCUCUUAUAGCUGGCGUGGGUGUUGUUAUCAUGAUACUUUUCCCACUUGAUAGGCCCAGAGUGAACAAAAAGGAGAAAAAAGACCAGUGA